Molecule: messenger RNA, 1391 nt
Organism: Toxotes jaculatrix (banded archerfish)
Lineage: Eukaryota; Metazoa; Chordata; Actinopteri; Toxotidae
Product: UDP-N-acetylglucosamine/UDP-glucose/GDP-mannose transporter-like
Exons: 13
Coding region: 44-1057 (337 amino acids)
Cellular component (GO): Golgi apparatus
Molecular function (GO): GDP-fucose transmembrane transporter activity; antiporter activity
Source: RefSeq, a predicted model, not a curated record
GGACUCGCAGGCUUCCGUUGAAACUUCACGGACACUUGUAGCGAUGGCAGAGCUCCACAAACGUCGACGUGAGCCCGGAGACAGGAGCUCGUCAGCCGAGGGAGCAUCCUCCACGAUCAAGGGAGACACAUCCGGUCACAGCUCCGCGGUGCUCGUGAAACUCCUGGCCGCGGGGUUUUACGGCGUCAGUUCGUUUCUCAUCGUUGUUGUCAACAAAAGCGUCCUAACCAGCUACAGAUUUCCAUCGUCAACAUGUGUCGGAAUUGGCCAAAUGCUGGCUACAGUUGUAGUUCUGAGGACCGGGAAGAUGUUGGGCAUUAUCUCAUUUCCAGAUAUGGAUAUGAGUAUACCACGCAAGAUGUUCCCUCUGCCUCUGCUGUAUGUCGGGAAUCAAAUAUCGGGACUAUUUGGGACACAACGACUCAAUUUACCUAUGUUUACGGUUCUGAGGAGGUUCGGUAUUUUUCUUACCAUGGUGUUUGAGGGAUUCUUAUUGAAAAAGACUUUCUCUACCUCAGUAAAAAUGACAGUGUUUACCAUGAUCUUUGGUGCUUUUAUCGCAGCCAGCGCUGAUUUAGCUUUCGACCUUGAGGGAUACGUAUUCAUAAUGCUGAACAAUGUUCUGACAGCGGCCAGCGGGGCGUACGUGAAGCAGAAACUCGACUCCAAGGAGCUGGGCAAAUAUGGGCUUCUAUACUACAAUGCUUUGAUCAUGAUUUUCCCCACUGUUGCAUACGCUUACUACUCAGGGGACUUGCAGAUGGGGUUGGAGUAUCAUGGAUGGUCCGACCUGCUGUUUGUCGUGCAGUUCGUUCUCUCCUGUGUCAUGGGCUUCAUUUUAAUGUACUCCAUCAUGCUGUCCACGCAGUACAACUCAGCACUCACCACCUCCAUUGUAGGCUGUAUAAAGAACAUCGUUGUGACCUACAUUGGAAUGGUGUUUGGUGGAGAUUACAUAUUCACCUGGACUAACUUCAUAGGUCUAAACAUCAGCAUUGCCGGGAGCCUGGUGUACUCCUAUAUCACCUUCACACAGGAGCAGACGAAAAAGGAGUAAACCAUGGCGCCCUGAACCAACACUGAUGAACAAAGUACGUCCAGAACACAUUUUAUAUUGUCUGUGCACUGUAUGUGCAAUUAGGUAUUUUUUUAAACCACACUGUUAACAUGUUUUAACAUAUUUUUUUUACAAUAUUUUCUGUUUUGUCAGCACUCAAGUUUUUGCUGCAGUCACAGAAAGUUAUUUUGAGACACCAUUAUCAGCUUUUAUGUUUAUAAUUAUGACAAAGUGCCUUUAAUUUUUUUUAUAAUAUUUCAGUGAUUUAAAAAUAAUGGCAUGAGGAGAUUUUAUAUUUGAAAAAUCAAUAAAAUGGAGAGAUAUGGAAACUCAC